This is a messenger RNA of Lutra lutra (Eurasian river otter), 3972 nucleotides long. It is a transcript of the gene NXPE3, whose product is annotated as neurexophilin and PC-esterase domain family member 3. The record is from RefSeq and is a predicted model, not a curated record. NCBI's taxonomy places the organism in Eukaryota, Metazoa, Chordata, Mammalia, Carnivora, Mustelidae. The transcript has 8 exons. Bases 1451 to 3130 code for a protein of 559 amino acids.
UCGGGGAUGAGGAGACGUAGCGGGGCCAGGAAGCAGGGGCCAGACGAUCUGGAGCAGCCUCCCGGGAUCCCGCAGUCCGAAUGCCUAGCGGCCAGAGAGAGCACAGCGGACCGCAGGGCUCGGCGGUGAGUGCGGGACUCCGGCUUGUGCGCAGGCGCCGGGCUGAGUCCCUGCCGCUCGAGGGACCCAAUGCCUGGCGCCUCGCGGGAAGCCCCUUUCUCCGCACGCGUUGACCCCUGAGUCCCCAGCCUGGUGCAGAGGAGCUGCAGACUCGGGGGUCACGGCUGGGGGUUCUGGAGCCAGAAAGGGAAGGCUUCCGUCCUCGGCGGGGGCAGAAUUGGAGCCUCCGGCUGCGGUAGCUUCGGACCUGAGUUGCCCGAGCCGCUGCGGCUCCCGCAGGGAGGGGGCGGGGCUGACGCGAGCAUCUCCGUGCUCAGUUUUCCGGACUUGGUGCAACGCGGGCAGGUGCAGCAGCUGAAGACCUCUUCCUAACCCGGUGCGGGGCACUUUGCGACGCCUGCCUCCUCGGCCCCAUUCUCCGGUCUCACUGCUGUCCCGGGGCCCAGCUGCCACUUGCCUGACGAUGCUCUCACACUUUGGACUCUUCUGGCAUUAUUGAGCUGACGCUUUGGAACAUCAGAUUCAGGUCGUAUGGGGAGAGAAGCGUGUGACUUUGCAAGGUGUGAUGUGGAAACCUGGGCCUGUCACCCGUCUCCGCUUGAUUAAAGGCCACUGGGGUGGUGGAGGAUUGCUGCCAGUUUCCUAAAGAUGAAGAACUACACUGCUCAGUGGCCCUUCCCCUUCCUCAGUGUGGUUAUCAUUUGGAACAUCAGGGUGUGCUUGAAGCUGGCGGGACUCCCAGACUCUGAUCAUUAAUUGUCUGAUUCCAUGCAGUGGAAGUAGCAGCACGCUCCAAGGUGUUUGGGUUCUGCUUUCCUCUGCCGGUACUUCGUCUCUUCUCUCCACAGUCUCUGGCCUGAUAAAAUGCUGUUAUUUGUUAUUGAGAAGGGAAACGAAGGAAUAGAUCAUUGAAGUGAGGUUGGCUGUCCCUGUUAUCCCGGAAUCGGAUUGUCCUGAGGGGACAGUCAGGAAGAAUGGUAUAAAAGUGAGGAAACAUCAACCCGUGCUUUGAAUGUGGCAAGAAAAGAAUAAGCGCUGUCAUGAUUGCUUGAAUUCAGGACUUUAUUACACUGGAAGGAAAGUUAGAUGUAAGCUCUAAUCUCUUCUUGGGAACUGGAAAUUUUUUUUAAAAAGGACUCCUCUGAAGAAAAGUGUGCUUCUUAAGUCAACCCUAGCCUCUCCUCCAUACAAAGAGCUCUUAAUGAUACUAGUGGAAAACAAACAAAUUCAACUAAAAGCUCGUCUGCAGAUCAGAAGAACGAAGACAUGGAGUUUUAAGGAGUGAAGGUAGCAUGGCGUCGGCCAUGGGUGAUCAAGACACAGACAGACAAUGUGGCUCAAUUUCUUCAAACUACGGCUUUUCUGCUGUCUGCUUGCAGUGCUGAUGGUGGUGGUGCUGGUCGUCAAUGUUACUCAGGUAGAGUACUUGGACCAUGAGACUGUUUCAGCCACAUUCAUCGACAGUAGUGGACAGUUUGUUUCCUCCCAGGUGACAGGAGUUAACCGGAAUCCUUACUGUGGCUAUGAGCAUCAGACUCUGUCUAGCCGGGAGCGCAUGGAGGAGGACUCCUUGCUGGCUGCCCUACAAUGGCAGGUGCCUGAUAUGGGUCCGGUCCCCUUUCUGAAGAGCACUGACCCUUCUUCCAGCUACUUUGUUAUCUUGAACUCUGCAGCCUUCUUCAAGGUGGGAAGCCAGCUAGAAGUGCUGGUUCACGUACAGGAUUUUCAAAGAAAACCCAAGAAAUAUGGUGGAGAUUACCUGCAGGCCAGAAUCCACUCGCCUAAGCUGCAGGCAGGGGCUGUGGGCAGAGUGGUAGACUACCAGAAUGGGUUUUACAAAGUCUUUUUCACUUUGCUCUGGCCGGGCAAGGUUAAAGUGUCCAUAUCUCUCGUCCAUCCCACUGAAGGGAUCAGAGUUCUACAGCACCUACAGGAAGAGAAACCACACAGGGUCUAUUUCAAGAGUCUCUUCCGUUCAGGAAGAAUUUCUGAAACCACGGAGUGCAAUGUGUGUCUUCCUGGGAAUCUGCCCCUGUGUAACUUUACAGAUCUCUAUACUGGAGAACCCUGGUUCUGCUUCAAACCAAAGAAGCUCCCAUGCAGUAGUAGAAUUAACCAUUUCAAAGGUGGAUACCUGAAGGGCCUUCUAACUGCUACAGAGAAUGCUUUCUUCCAGAGUGGUGUCAAUAUCAAAAUGCCAAUCAACUCCAGUGGACCUGAUUGGGUGACUGUGAUUCCCAGGAGAAUAAAAGAAACUAACAAUCUAGAAAUAUCACAAGGCUCAGGAAAUUUUCCUUCUGGAUAUUAUUACAAAGAUCAGUGGAGGCCCAGAAAGUUUAAGAUGCGCCAGUUUAAUGACCCUGACAACAUCACAGAAUGCUUACAAAGAAAAGUGGUGUACUUAUUUGGAGAUUCAACAAUCAGGCAAUGGUUUGAAUACCUUACUACGUUUGUUCCAGAUUUAGUGGAGUUUAACUUGGGUAGUCCCAAGAAUGUGGGUCCUUUCCUCGCGGUGGACCAGAAGCACAACAUCCUGCUCAAAUAUCGCUGCCAUGGUCCACCCAUCCGUUUUACAACUGUCUUUAGCAAUGAGCUCCAUUAUGUGGCCAAUGAGCUGAAUGGCAUCGUGGGAGGGAAGAACACCGUGGUUGCCAUAGCUAUAUGGUCUCAUUUCAGUACCUUCCCCUUGGAAGUGUACAUCCGGCGGCUCAGGAAUAUCCGUCGAGCCGUGGUCCAGCUCCUGGAUCGAAGCCCUAAGACCGUGGUAGUCAUCCGAACAGCCAAUGCCCAAGAGCUGGGGCCCGAGGUGAGCCUCUUCAACAGUGACUGGUACAACUUUCAGCUGGACACCAUCCUCCGGAAGAUGUUCUCAGGGGUUGGAGUGUAUCUCGUUGAUGCCUGGGAGAUGACCUUGGCUCAUUAUUUACCCCACAAGCUACAUCCAGAUGAAGUUAUUGUGAAGAACCAACUGGACAUGUUCUUGUCCUUUGUGUGCCCUGUGGAGACCUAGCCCGCUCUGGAGGGGACUGGAGGAAUCACAUUACCUGUGUUACAGGAAGUUUAUGGCUGGCCCCAUGGAGAGAUACCUGCUAGUGACAUGUACAAAAUUUCAAAAGGAACUGGACUUUAUAUGAGACUUCUAAGGAGCUUAGAAAAUGCAGGUUGCAUUUAUAUCUACCUACAGGAUUUUUUUCCAAUCUUUACAUAGCCAUUGGAGAAUCAUUAUUAACAACAUCUACGCACUGUAUUCCUCUUGUAACCAAAGAUGCUAAUGAGUGUAUUUGAAUUAGCCUCUCCUGAGAGGGGAGAGUACUACGCUAAAAACUGUGAGACGUAUUCUGACCUAAAUGGUUGGUAGUGAAAUGUUUGUAGCUUAUCUGGUAAAGGAGAGUGAGCUUAUCUGUAUGAACAGCACAGUUGGUCCAUCUUUGGUGGGAUGAACUAAUGAGGCUUCUGGUCAGUGCCUCCUGUAACACACUGAAAACUGCUGUGUCUUGGGAGUUUCUCUUGAUGAUCCACCUCUUCUGAGUUGCUUUUCAGGCUGGAAUCCUUGCUCAGAUUUUUCUAGUGAGAAUAUUUACAAUAUUCUGCAUUUAUCUAGAAAAGAAGCAAAAGGAAAGUAUGAAAACAGUACACAAAAUCUGUGUGUCGAAUUGAUACUUGCACUGGGGGGUUGUUACUUAUUUCAGCUGAAUUUUACAUGAUGAAUACUUUAAAAUAAUCACUUUUGGAACUGGAAGGGGGAAUCUAUAAAUGGAAAUUUAUUUUUGUGUUUUGAAGUUUGAGGGUUUUAAGAACUGCAUUUUAUGUAAAGAUUGUUUAUUAUAAAGUUGUAGAAGUUACUUGCAUCAA